UGAUACGCGCUUACGUAUUUGUUUGGAGGACGCACACAUCCGAGUUGAAAAUGUUUGUCCACUCAGCUUGUCAAAAUGCGGCUGUUGGUGAAGAUGUAGCGCAUUAAAAACAUAUCGUUUCUAGUCGAUGAGCUAGUGAUAGUGAUAUGCUAUGAAGCUGACGCGGAAACUGGUUCUCGCUAAGGCAAAGGCCUCCGACCUGGACAGCGUAAAGAAACUGAACUGCUGGGGAUGCAACAUAUCGGAUAUAUCCAUCUUCUCUCAAAUGACCAACAUUAAGGUUCUCACAUUGAGUGUCAACAAUAUCUCGUCCCUGGCCCCACUGGCUGCCUGCCUGUCUCUUUGUGAGCUCUACCUGAGGAGGAACCUGAUUCCCUCACUGUCUGAGCUCUUUCAUCUGCGUCCUCUCACACGCCUCAGAGUGCUCUGGCUGGCAGAAAACCCCUGUUGUGGAAGUGAUCCAAGCCAGUAUCGACUCACCGUUCUGCGAUGCUUGCCUCACCUUCAGAAGCUGGACAACCAGGUGGUGACAGAAGAGGAGAUUGCGCUAGCUCUCAUGGAGGGUGAAGAGGUCACAACCCCACCAGGCAGCGUUCAAAGUCAGCUUUCCACCAAUGGACUGGCAGAUGUAGAGACAGAGACUGACCCGCUCAACUACAACAUGGUGGAAACCAAUAAAAUAAGGCAAGAGCUGGGGAUGAAGCCCCUAUCCAGAGACAAGUUCCCUUCUAUUUCUUCCCCGUCAACUAGAGAAACCAGACCUUUUAUGAGAAAGGGACACACACUUGAUGCGGUGUUGCUGCUGCUAAAGGACUUGGACGAAGAGGAGCUUAACAUUGUGCACACAGCUACGCAGAACAGACUCCAGACAUACACACUGCACUCAGACACGCUGAACAAUUCACUGCAGACACAGAAAAUGGCCGACAUCCAACACUGAAGAAUUUCACCACAUGCAAGGACCCAACAUCUCCCUUAUUUCUAAAAACUAGUUCCUUUUUUCAUUUGGGAACUAUCUGACUGCAAAAUGCAUGACAUAAUUUUCAUUAAUUCUUCUUUGUGAUCCAGUUUUUGAUUGUAAUAAAUAGCUGCUAAAUAAAUAGCUCAUCCUUAUAUUAUAAUCCUAAUAUUUCUGUAAUAAAGAAAAUAAACAUGAA
Betta splendens (Siamese fighting fish) is the source of this 1157-nucleotide messenger RNA. It is a transcript of the gene cfap410, whose product is annotated as cilia and flagella associated protein 410. The transcript is spliced from 7 exons. Gene Ontology annotation, molecular function: protein binding. Lineage: Eukaryota; Metazoa; Chordata; Actinopteri; Anabantiformes; Osphronemidae. The record is from RefSeq and is a predicted model, not a curated record. Gene Ontology annotation, biological process: cytoskeleton organization. The coding region runs from base 152 to 940 and encodes 262 amino acids.